Molecule: messenger RNA, 2040 nt
Organism: Colletotrichum navitas
Lineage: Eukaryota; Fungi; Ascomycota; Sordariomycetes; Glomerellales; Glomerellaceae
Product: putative ankyrin 2,3/unc44
Exons: 7
Coding region: 1-2040 (679 amino acids)
Molecular function (GO): protein binding
Source: RefSeq, a predicted model, not a curated record
AUGGCGGCCAACCGGGUUUCUCUUGCGCUUGCCGCUCACUUUGGGCUUGAUGAUAUACUACAAUCUCUCGUAGAGAAGACUCAAGACGGCAUUGAAGCACGAGGGCAAGCUUUGAUCGAAGCCGCUAGGAACGGCCAGAAAUCUUCUCUUCAAAUUCUUAUCACGUCAAAAGGGCACGGCCUCGAUGUAAACGACACAUAUGUCCAGGCCGCGAUGCAAGCAGCAUGUUCAUGCGGACAUGAUGAGCUUUUCAAGAUUCUACUGGAUGCUAUACCACCUUCAACACAACAAACCUUUACUGAAAGUCGAAAAGAGGAGACUUUUGGAGAGGUCCUUCAUGAAAAGAACCCCACGUUUGAGGAAGACCUUGUAGUUGACACUUCCCACAAGCCAUUGCGUUGGUUGGCAGCCCCGCUCAACAGAGCAUCCUACCUGGGGCUGGACAACAUAACAGCCAAGCUGUUGAUAGAUGCUGGCGAGAAUUUGACUGCUGCAAUGGACCGAAAGGGUUUUACACCCCUGCAUUUGGUCAGGACUGGUGGCGCGGAGAUUGUCCAGCUUUUACUUGACAAAGGGUCGUCCAUUACCACUCCGGACCGCUUUGGCUUCACACCUUUGCUAUUGAUGUCCGCAUGGGGAUGUGCGGCCGCAAUAGAAACACUUCUUCAUCAUAAAAGCCUUGCGGAACAUUUGCCGGAAACGCCUCCCACUCUCUGGAAACGUACACCUCUGCGCAUUGCCGCAAGUCGUGAAGACCCUGGCAUCGUGGAAUUUCUCGUUUCAAAAGGAGCGAAUCUUGAGGCGGUUGAUAAGGAUGGCUGGUCUGCAAUCUUUGCAUCAUCACUGUUCGGGAGAGCAGAAAGUGUCCGCAUCUUUGCUAGAGCCGGCGUCGAUGUGAAAUCAUACUUCGGUGAGAAUACAGAAACUCCGUUGCAUGUCGCCAUAAAGUUUCCCGAGACUGUUAGAGUUCUUCUUCAACAUGGCGCAAACGUCAACCAACCAUCUUCGGAUGACGACGAGCUUUGCACGCCAUUCGAUAGAGCUGUACGAGACAACCAAGUGGAAACGGUCAAAAUCAUGCUCGAAGAGGCAAAGAAGGCUCCCGAUUUGACACUUCCUUCCACCAAGAAAGCCUUACUAGAUGCAGUAGCUUGGGGCUACGAAGGUGUAGUUGCCCUCGUUCUUGAGGCCGGCGCAGACGUCAAUCUUGUGGACGAAAGCGGCUGGUCGCUUACAGUCCGCCUUCUGGUUCACGCCGGGGCUGAGCUAACUGCAACAAAUAAGUCUAGUUGGACUCCCAUCAUAAACGUCUUGAGAAUAGGCCAUGAGGAGGUCGCCAGGUACUUGCUGACGAAAAGUUCCGUCCUUGCUAUUCUCAAGACUCCUCCCGGUUGUGACGUAAACAGUCAGUGUGGAGCGUUCUUCGCCACCCCUUUGAUGGCGGCUGCAAGUCGAAAUAAAGCUGUCCAGGAUACGGAGCGAAUGAAGACCAUGCAAUAUCUCCUUGACAGAGGCGCUGACCCCACCAUCCCAGCUGGUCACGUCGCAUACGCCAUCAGCUUCGCAGCCUGGGAGUGUUCUCCUGACAUAGUCCAAUUUAUCCUGGACCGCAAAGCUUCUACCAAUGUCAGUGAUGGCUUUGGCCGAAAACCGAUACAUCUCGCCUGUUACAACUCACUCGCGGUACUGAACCUUCUUGAGGUCCAAGACGGAGACUUUACAGUCAAAGAUUCGACCGGGCGGCUGCCUCUCUACUACGCCGUUCUCAGCGGGCAAAUGGCGCUUGUGAAUGAAGUGUUACUGCGCUCCGAAAGGGUUGGCAUCGACAUAAAUGUCGUAGACAAGAACGACUGGACCCCACUGAUGUGGGCAACACGGGCUUCAUGCUUGAAUGACCGCACUCAGCAUGAAAUCGCUCAAGAUGAAGACGUGAUCUCACUUUUACUUGAGAAAGGGGCCAACAAGAAGCUACUUGCCAAUGGGCUCAACAGGAAAUGGAGCGCCCUAGACAUCGCCCAGUAUCAUCAUGCCGAAAGGUGA